This is a messenger RNA of Closterium sp. NIES-67, 1693 nucleotides long. Lineage: Eukaryota; Viridiplantae; Streptophyta; Zygnematophyceae; Desmidiales; Closteriaceae. The record is from the annotation of a GenBank genome assembly.
AUCUGUAGCAACCUCUUCUGCUCGCUGCCUGUGGUAGCUCCUGUUUCAUAAUGUAUUUCUCCUACGGUCACAUUAGCAGUCUGAAAUGAAUCUACGAGGGCAUUUUCCCUCUGAGAUCUGUUCCCAAGCGCCCGAUACAAGUUCUCUAUUAUUAUUCCCACGGGCACAUGGUCGGCGUGACGUUCGCUGCGAAGGGUUCACCACGCGGCGUGCGAUCAUUGGAGUGGUGGCGGCAGCCCGUCCUCAGAUGGCAGCACCCUCGUCAUCCCGAUCACAAUCACAAUCAUAAUCCCGACAACAACGCCGAUAUUCUUCAUGUCAAGGCGGGGGCACACGCAGUUUCGCCUUCCCACCACUCGCCCUCUCUCAAAAGCCCCCCUAAGUCGGCGUCUUUUCCGGCGGGGAUCGCGGCGUCGCGCCAGCUGCACGGCAGCGUCACGGUGGCGGGGGGCUGCUGCCUGACUCUCGUGCUGCUGCUCGCCUACCUCUUCCUGCCGGCCGGCCCCCUGUUCCCUUCUCUCAACGAGUCCUUCUCGCGCUUGCUCUUCCGCGGCGCUCCGCGCGACUGUGACCCUCUCCAGCCCUCCCCAUUCCCCACCUCCCCCUGCGCCGCGCGCAGCCCUCCCCCGCCCUGCGCGCACCCGGAUCCCCUCUGCUGCGCCUCCCCCCCAAGCUCCCCGAACGCGCCCUCCCCCGCCCCCCCCGCGAACGUGAGCGUAUGGCGGGAGCAGCUGGCGGGCGUGGUGUUGGCGAUUCUGUACAACCGCGCGCCGCUGGUGAACGCGUCGGUGGCGCUGCUAAGGCGCGUGUACGGGCGCGUGUUCCACGACAUUGUGGUGUACUCCGACCAGGCCAUUCCCGAGCUGGGCGUGCUGCAGCUGCGCAGCGUGCCAGGGAUGGCCAGUGCCAGUGGCAAUGCGGAUGGGAACAGCAGCAGCGGCAGUGGCAGCAGGGAGCGCACGCCGUGGUACGUGGCGCACGCGACGCUGGCGGACGUGUUUGAGCGCUACCCCACCGCUGCAGGGGUGCUCUGGUCCAACGAUGACGUCAUCCUCAACUACUGGAACCUUGCUGCAGGGAACAAGUCGCGUAUCUGGUUCCCCAACAACCCAGCCCUCACGUACCGCUGGGUGUCAUUCUCCCCUUCGGGCCCUUCCAUCCCCAACACGCCCGACUGGACCCGCGACCUCGCAAUAAGACAGGAAGUGCAGGCAGCGAUCGCCAGCCUGGCGCCGCCCAUGCGGCACCGGUUCAAGGAGGCAACACUGCCGCACAAGAGGAUGUACACCAAGAGGAUAGCGGACCUGGUGUACAUCCCCAUGCGCCAUGCUCCGCUCAUCUCCUCUCAGUUGCUACCAGCGUUCAGCAAAGUGCACUCUGAGGUGGCCAUCGGCAACUUGCUGCUGUGUGUGGAGCCCUUCCCAGAGUGGGACCCGGUGCUCGACCGCAUGAAGUAUCUGUGGGACGACGGGAGGAACCACACCAAUGCCUCCUACUCCACGGACAUACCGGCCCUGCACCCCUGGAAGCUGAGCACACGGGAGGCCCAGCAGCUGCUGCUGCGGCGCAUGAUGGAAGCCGACCCCUCACUUGAUGCUGUUUACCGGGAAUUCUUUUGUGGAUGAAAGGGUGUACUAUGGAGAGAAGCCUUCAUACCUAUGCAUUUUUUGCUUGUUGGGCUGAGAAAAACCCU